AUCUGGCGGCUGUGCGGGGCGGGGCAGGAGGACGCCUGCGGGUUACCUCCUGGAGCCUGACAUCUAGGCUGAAGACUGCUCAGCGACGCCAACGAGCACGGACGCCCUCGAGCCUGCCUUGCUCACUGGUACCUAGCCAGAGAGGGAGAAGUGGACGGAAGAGUCGGGAAAUACUGCUAGGCGAGUUUAUCCCCAUCAGCACCAUGGACAACGCACGCAGACAAACUCAAGCUCGGCUGGAUGCUGCCUGCUUCUGGCAGAUCUGGCAGCGCUUCGACAAGGAAGAAAAAGGUUACAUAAGGGAGACAGAGCUGGAUGCCUUCUUUGAUCAUUUGCUGGCAAAAUCUGGCCUUGAGGACACUCUUAUGGAAGAAAAUGUGCAGAAAGUAAAAGAACAGUUGAUGACCGGCCAUGACGUCUCUAAGGAAGGCCGCAUACUGAUGAAAGAGCUUGCCAGUAUGUUCUUAUCUGAGGAUGAAAAUUUCCUCCUGUUCUUUCGCCUGGAAACUCCCUUGGAUAAUAGUGUAGAAUUUAUGCAGAUUUGGCGCAAAUACGAUGCGGACAGCAGUGGCUUCAUAUCAGCUGCUGAGCUUUGUAACUUUCUCCGAGACCUUUUCCUCCACCACAAAAAGAACAUUUCCGAGGCUGAGCUGGAAGAGUAUACUAGCACCAUGAUGAAGAUCUUUGACAAAAAUAAAGAUGGCCGUUUGGAUCUUAAUGACUUGGCAAGGAUUCUGGCGCUCCAGGAAAACUUCCUUCUUCAGUUUAAAAUGGAUGCUUCUUCUACUGAAGAAAGGAAGAGGGACUUUGAGAAAAUCUUUGCCCAUUACGAUGUUAGUAAAACUGGAGCCCUGGAAGGCCCAGAAGUGGAUGGCUUUGUCAAAGACAUGAUGGAGCUGGUCCAGCCCAGCAUCAGCGGUGUGGAUCUGGAUAAGUUCCGGGAGAUUCUGCUUCGCCAUUGCGAUGUCAACAAGGAUGGAAAGAUCCAGAAGUCUGAGCUGGCACUGUGUCUUGGGCUAAAAAUAAAUCCCUGAUCCCCAACUACUCUGCUCUCCGCUUAUGUGUUUGUACUCUUGCUGUGAGAAGUGUUUAUGCUUUGCUCUUGGGGUCCCAAUUAAUGGACCUUCUCUCUGACAGUUUGAUACUAUUGAUGGAGGGAGUGGCCCUAGGGUGCUGCUUCCAGAGGCAGCCAUGAUCUUGUCCCAUGGGAAGCCCCCAUACAGCUUCUUCCAUGUCCAUUCCUUGACCUUGGCCUAUCUCUUCAAGGGCCUCAGUUUACCUGCCCUGUUCAACCUUCCCUAUCACCUGGUGAUCCAUUCUACCAUCUCCUGUUUGUCCUUGAGCUUUCUGCUCAGUUAGAGUGUCACCUGUAUCAUGCUGUCACUUCUACAAAUAUGUCUUCUUGUGGAAAUAAAGCUGUGGUCAAGAAUAAA
Molecule: messenger RNA, 1433 nt
Organism: Mus pahari (shrew mouse)
Lineage: Eukaryota; Metazoa; Chordata; Mammalia; Rodentia; Muridae
Gene: Scgn
Product: secretagogin, EF-hand calcium binding protein
Exons: 11
Coding region: 204-1034 (276 amino acids)
Biological process (GO): regulation of presynaptic cytosolic calcium ion concentration; regulation of long-term synaptic potentiation
Cellular component (GO): dendrite; terminal bouton; cytosol
Molecular function (GO): calcium ion binding
Source: RefSeq, a predicted model, not a curated record